Molecule: messenger RNA, 1173 nt
Organism: Helobdella robusta
Lineage: Eukaryota; Metazoa; Annelida; Clitellata; Rhynchobdellida; Glossiphoniidae
Exons: 1
Coding region: 1-1173 (390 amino acids)
Source: RefSeq, a predicted model, not a curated record
AUGCCAAAUCGCAAAACACAUCCUAGGCAAAGUGAGAUGCCAGAUGAGGAAGUAAAUGUAAAUAAUAGAAUUUUUAGUAAAACUAAAGAGUGGAGAGUUAGUAGAUUUAAUGGCUCAGAAGAUAUAACUGAGUAUUUUUGUCAAUUUGAAAUAACCGCAAAAGUAAAUAAGUGGACAUCACAAGAAAAAGCACUAUCCCUUUUGCAUGCACUAGAUGGGAAAGCAAGAGGUGUAUUUCACGAAUUACCAGAUAUUGACACAGUCACGUAUAACGAGAUUAAAGAGCUGUUGUUUAAACGAUUUGGACCAUCGAACUAUUCAGAAACACACGAGUAUAGUUUAUCGCAGCUUAGAUUACAAAAAGAUCAGAACAUUCGAGAUGUGUCCCAGGAAGUUAACAGACUGUCAAGGCUAUCCUAUCCAGAGUUAAGUAAUGCCAUGAGAGAAAAGUUUGCAGUAAAACAUUUAAUUAAUGCCAUUGGUAAUAAAGAUAUCAUGUUUUAUGUAAAGGACAAAGAACCAAGAACAUUAGAUGAAGUAUGUCAACUAUAUGAAAAAUAUAAAGUUUUAUCAGAUGAUGGCAAGAGAAGUCAUUCGAGAUCUUUAAUUCAGAUAGUUCAAGAUAAUGACGAGUUUGAUGAUAAGAAAUCCAAUGUUGUUAAACAGGAUGAUCCAAUUACAAAUAUGAAUAACAAAAUAGAAAAAUUGUUCAGCAUGAUUGAUGAGAUUAAACGAGAUAAGUUUGAAACCAGAAAUAACAAUCAGAGAAAAGAUGUUAACAAUAAGUUUGGAAAUAAUAAUAAUUUAGUCAGAAACAACAGUACGAUUGACCAAAGAAAAAGUAAUUAUCAGCAAAAUAACAGAAACUUCAGUCAAGUGAACACUAAUAACUUCAGACAAAAUGUUGGUAGUUUUAAAAAUACGACGAGAUUAAAUCGAAACGUUCAAACAGUAAAAACGCCCUACAAGUGUAACCACGAUAAGGAAGCAUUAGUUCAUUUAGGAGCUGUAUUUAGAAACAAACAUUUAAAAUGCCUACUAGAUAGUGGUGCAGAUGUGAAUCUUUGUCCAAAGAAAUUUGUUGAUGAUUUGAAAAUUUUGAAAAGUAACAAAGAAUUGUAUGCAGUUAAUAACAUGGAGUUAAUAGUAAACGGAACAAUUACACUGCCAUAG